Molecule: messenger RNA, 4985 nt
Organism: Entelurus aequoreus (snake pipefish)
Lineage: Eukaryota; Metazoa; Chordata; Actinopteri; Syngnathiformes; Syngnathidae
Gene: gart
Product: phosphoribosylglycinamide formyltransferase
Exons: 21
Coding region: 335-3370 (1011 amino acids)
Biological process (GO): 'de novo' IMP biosynthetic process; adenine biosynthetic process
Cellular component (GO): cytosol
Molecular function (GO): phosphoribosylformylglycinamidine cyclo-ligase activity; phosphoribosylglycinamide formyltransferase activity; ATP binding
Source: RefSeq, a predicted model, not a curated record
AUCAUGCAUCAGGGUGUUACGCCCCGGAAAAGUUUAGUCGAAUCUCCCCCAAACUCGCCAUUUAGGAAGAAAAAAAAAAAGGUAAUAAGGAACUUUUGGGGAUAAAACCAUCAGCGAUACCAACUACAUCGGUUCUUGUUGUUUUUUAUUGGCUUAUAUAAACUUUCUGGAACUUGUGUUAGCAUUUAGCAUAACCUCGUUUAACAUUGACCCACGUGGUGAGUGUGUGUAGGCUGUGUCUACUGUCAGUCUGCUGGCUGAAAGCAGAGAAGACAUUUCUGCCUCCUGACUCGGACUCCGACUCCUUCCCGCCUCACUAAAACUAACAGGUGCCAUGGCUGAAAGGGUGCUGGUGGUUGGCGGCGGAGGGCGGGAGCACGCUCUGGCCUGGAAGUUGGCACAGUCGCCACACAUUCAGCAAGUCCUUGUGGCUCCCGGGAACGCGGGGACGGCAAACUGCGGGAAGAUCAGCAACUCUGAGGUAUCUGUGAGUAACCACGCCAUUUUGGCUCAGUUCUGUAAGGACCAUCAUGUGGGGCUCGUGGUGGUCGGCCCAGAGGUUCCGCUCGCUGCUGGUAUGGUGGAUGACCUGACGGCAGCAGGUGUACCAUGUUUUGGCCCGUCUGCCAGAGCCGCCGAGUUGGAGGCCAGCAAGAGCUUCUCCAAGGCCUUCAUGGAGCGCCACGGCAUUCCCACGGCCCGCUACGGCUCCUUCACCGACGCAAAGGAGGCUUGCAACUACAUCCGCACGGCUGACUUCCCAGCGCUGGUUGUGAAGGCCAGUGGCUUGGCAGCGGGUAAAGGAGUUAUUGUGGCACAAGACCAGGAAGAGGCCUGUCGGGCAGUGAUGGGAGCUGACAUGAUGAGGUGGGACCGAGCGUUUGGUUCUGCUGGCGACACAGUGGUGGUGGAGGAGCUUCUCGAAGGCGAGGAAGUAUCUUGUCUGUGCUUCAGCGAUGGCUCCACGGUGUCGUCAAUGCCUCCAGCGCAGGAUCACAAACGCCUGCAAGAUGGCGAUCAGGGUCCAAAUACAGGAGGCAUGGGAGCCUACUGCCCCACCCCUCAGGUGAGCCAUGAGCUACUUGUGCAGAUCCGAGAGUCUGUGCUUCAAAAGACCGUGGAUGCGAUGAAGCAAGAGGGAGCUCCUUAUGUUGGUGUGCUGUAUGCCGGCCUCAUGUUAACCCAGAAGGGACCCAAAGUUCUGGAGUUCAAUUGUCGCUUUGGAGACCCCGAGUGCCAGGUCUUGCUGCCCUUGCUGAAAAGUGACUUGUAUGAGGUCAUCUUGAACACGAUGAAUGGCAAGCUGGCCUCCAGCGCCCCUGAGUGGCACAAGGAAAAAGCCGCAGUGACCGUAGUGAUGGCGAGUGCCGGCUACCCAGGUGCCUACAACAAAGGAAUGGCCAUCACAGGUCUGUCCCAGGUGGAGGACAUGGGCAUCCAGGUGUUCCACGCAGGUACAGGGCUGAAGGACGGACAAGUGGUGUCCAGCGGCGGGCGCGUCCUGACGGUCACCGCGGUCAGACCUUCGCUGGAGGCGGCACUGCAGGCAGCCAAUGAGGGAGUGGCUGCGGUUGGUUUCCCGGGUGCUGUGUACCGCCGUGACAUUGGUCACCGGGCCAUUUCCCACCUGAAGCAACGCAGAGGCCUGACUUAUAAGGACAGCGGCGUGGACAUUGCUGCGGGCAACAAGCUGGUGGACAUCAUCAAGCCUCUGGCCAGGGCAACUUCCCGCCCAGGAUGUAAUGCAGAGCUGGGAGGCUUUGCUGGACUUUUUGACCUUAAAGCUGCAGGAUUCCUCGACCCGGUUCUGGUAUCUGGAACUGACGGUGUUGGGACCAAACUGAAGAUUGCCCAGGCGUGCGGUCAGCAUGGCAGCUUGGGUCAAGAUCUAGUCGCCAUGUGCGUGAACGACGUCCUGGCUCAGGGAGCAGAGCCGCUUUUCUUCCUCGAUUACUUCUCCUGCGGAAGCCUGGAUGUGAACGUGGCCGCCGCAGUGGUCGCUGGCAUCGCCAAAGCGUGUGAGAUUGCUGGCUGUGCUCUACUGGGUGGAGAGACCGCAGAAAUGCCUGGCGUCUACGGCCCUGGGGAGUAUGAUCUAGCCGGGUUCUGCGUGGGAGCAGUAGAGCGUAGCGCCCUGCUGCCCAGACUGGCGGACAUCACGGAGGGAGACCUGUUGAUCGGAGUGGCAUCCUCUGGUAUCCACAGCAACGGCUUCAGCCUGGUCCGCAAGGUCCUGGAACGUGCAAAUCUAAGCUACAGCUCCCCGGCACCCUUUGGCCACCCGGGACAGACUGUUGGGGAGGUUUUGCUGACGCCAACAAAGAUCUACAGUCAUCUGCUGCUCCCGAUCCUGCGCAGCGGUGCGGUGAAAGCCUAUGCUCACAUCACCGGUGGAGGACUUCUGGAAAACAUUCCUCGUGUUUUGCCCCAGGAGCUAGCAGUCGAUAUAGAUGCGUCUCGUUGGAGCAUCCCACCAGUGUUUUCCUGGCUCCAGAAAGAGGGCGGACUGAGCGAGGAUGAAAUGACCCGCACCUUCAACUGCGGCCUGGGAGCAGUGCUAGUGGUGGCCCCGAUGGAGGCUCAGAGGGUCUUGCGGCAGCUGCAGGCCCUUGAGGAGGCCUGGAUCGUGGGCGCACUCGCUCACAAGCAGCCCGGUACCGAGUCUGUGGCGGUCCGCAACCUCAAGCACAGCCUGCUGAGCGGCGGUCCAGCCUCCAAGAACGGCAAUUGCCUCGGUGACAUCAGCACGCCGCACAGGAGGACCAAAGUCGGCGUUCUCAUUUCAGGGACAGGUACCAACCUGCAGGCACUGAUCGAGCAGGCCAGGCGUCCAUCUAGCUGUGCAGAGAUCGUGGUGGUCAUCUCUAACAAGCCUGGAGUUCAGGGCCUCAAAAGAGCAGCGCUGGCUGGGAUCCAGACACGGGUGGUGGACCACAAACUCUACGGAAGCCGAGCGGAGUUUGACGGCACCAUCGACCGCGUCCUCGAAGAAUUUGGGGUGGAGCUUGUGUGUCUGGCUGGAUUCAUGCGGAUCCUCACGGGGGGUUUUGUUAAGAAAUGGAACAGUAAGCUCUUGAACAUCCAUCCCUCCUUGCUGCCUUCCUUCAAGGGUGUGAACGCCCAAAAGCAGGCUCUCCAGGCCGGGGUGCGGGUUAGUGGCUGCACGGUCCACUUUGUUGCGGAGGAGGUGGACGCAGGGGCCAUCAUCGUGCAGGAGGCGGUGCCAGUGGUGAGCGGCGACACCGAAGAAAGUCUGUCGGCCCGAAUCAAAGAGGCCGAGCACAGGGCCUUCCCUGCGGCCAUGGAGCUGGUCUCCAGCGGAGCUGUCCAUCUUAGUGAGGAUGGACGUGUCAUCUGGAGGUCACAUUAAUACUUUGCAUGACUACAGCUGAGUAAAAUGUGUGGUGUGACACUGUUACAAAACAUUCCUAAUGUGCAUGCAUGUUACAUUUUACCUGGAUGAAUACAUAUUAUGCACAGUAAACUAACAUUUCUGUAUCUACUCCAAAUGUUUGUGUUUAAAUGUACUUGUGUGAAUUAGAGCUGCACAGAACAAAAAAUGCUAUUCUUUCUAAAUGGUUUACUUUUACUUGUUGUAUGCACAUAUACUGUAUAAGCCUAUAUACUAGGGGUGUAACGGUACACAAAAAGUACGUACCUCGGUUUAGAGGUCACGGUUCAGUUCAUUUUCGGUACAGUAAGAAAACAACAAAAUAUAAAUAUUUUGGUUAUUUAUUUACCAAAUUUGUAAACAAUGGCUUUAUCCUUUUAACAUUGGGAGCACUAUAAUAAUUCUGCCCACAUUAAUCAACAUUAAGCUGCCUCAAAUUGUUGCUCAGAUUAAAUAAAAUCACAAAACUUUUCUUCUACAUAUAAAAAGUGCAACAUUAAACAGUUUCAAGUCAACUCAUCAUGCUUAAUUAAUUACGGUAGUUGAUUUGUAUUAUGUAAAUGUUAAAAAAAAAAAAAAAAAUGUUAUAUUUUUUAUCAACAUGUGAUAGCAGGGACCCUGCCAUUCAAAACUAGGCUGCUCCAUUACUAAUGAUUAAUGUAACUAUAGCUGAAAAAAUGGUACAAUAGCAAAAGGAGAGACUAUUCAUCCCUGAACACCAUGGAGUUCAUGUAGGCUUAAUGAUGCAGUUACAUUAUUAUAUCAACUAUCAGAGACAGAAACUCUUCAUUUAACAUAAUGUCCUUUUUUGCUGCUUCAACACAGCUCAAUCAACACAGACAAAGGUAAAGUGAAAUAACAGACAGACAGGGCUUUGCUGUCCGUAACACACAAACACACACCGCAAAAUGAACUAACGUUGCGCUAAAAGCGAAUUAGCCUUCAUCUCAAGCCAGGACUGCGAGCGAACGGAGCUGCCUUUUAUAUUUCUAGAAAGUCAACGGGCUCAUAGUGAUGAUACUAGUAGUUGACUGGGAGGUGUUUAUUAUAAUUUGGGGAGAGUCCGCUGCCUGAUGCUUACCUGCUAUGCGCUCUGAAUAUGCACUGCUGAUUGGCUGUUACCGCUCUGUUUGUAACCAAUCAGAUGGUUGUGUGGGUGGGACAAUGCUGAGUGCUGUGUAGAGGACUGACAGACAGGUAGAAGGAAGCGGAGCAGCUUGUUAAGACUAUAGCUUAGGCGGCUACUUAAUAUGUUCGUGUGGAAACUUGUUCGGUACACCUCUGAACCGAACCGAACCCCCAUACCGAAACGGUUCAAUACAAAUACACGUACCGUUACACCCCUACUAUAUACAGUACAGUAUGUGUGAAUCCUCAGCAGGAAAAUUGUUACUAUUUUUUUUCUGUGCAGCCAAGUGUGAAUGCAAUUUCUUGCCUACAGUCAAUGAUUUGUCAACAUGGAUUGUGUUAUUUCCAUUUCACUCCACUGUCAAAAAGUGUCCAUGCAGAUGGAAUACAUGAUCAUUUUUGCAGCCUCCCUUAAAUCAAGAUUAAACUGUACCUCUUUGUUAUUAGGAUCUUAAAGUAUUUUUAC